CAAAUAUAAAAAUAAAAAGAUAAGAUUCAUAUUAUUACAAAACAGAUAAGGUAAAACUAGAUUAGCUAAAUGGUAUGUAGAUUAUGAUGAAUAAGAAAAAGUCAAGCUUUAAAGUGAAAUAAAUAGAAUAAUAGUAUAUAGAGAUAGAAAGCAAACUAAUUUUUUAGAAUUUAGGAAUUAUAAAGUCAUUUACAAAAGAUAUGCCGGAUUAUUUUUUUCAAUAUGCGUUGAUGUCAAUGAUAAUGAAUUAACUUAUUUAGAAAUGAUUCAUUUUUUUGUUGAAGUAUUAGACUAAUUUUUUAGCAGUGUCCGUGAAUUAGAUAUUGUUUAUAAUUUCCAUAAAGUUUAUGGUAUUAUUGAUGAAAUGAUCAUUGGAGGAGAACUUGUAGAAACUAGUAAAGCUUAAAUAUUGUCUUUAAUGAGACAAUAUGAAUUAUUAGAAUGA
Ichthyophthirius multifiliis is the source of this 445-nucleotide messenger RNA. RefSeq lists its product as hypothetical. Gene Ontology annotation, biological process: clathrin-dependent endocytosis; protein transport. Gene Ontology annotation, cellular component: AP-2 adaptor complex; intracellular membrane-bounded organelle. The record is from RefSeq and is a predicted model, not a curated record. NCBI's taxonomy places the organism in Eukaryota, Ciliophora, Oligohymenophorea, Hymenostomatida. The transcript has 3 exons. Gene Ontology annotation, molecular function: clathrin-cargo adaptor activity. The annotation marks the transcript as partial.